CAAACAAUAGGCUUUCACUAGUUUCUAACCUUCUAAUAUUUCAACUUCCCUAGCCCAUCGUCCAAAUCUCAGACCAAUUGAUUUAUCAUAUCGCACUCGUGCUUUGCAACUGGGUAUCAAAGCACCUUUUAGUCAUGGCGGCUCGAACCUUAGAAGCUCGUUUCGAGCGUAUGUCUGUUAAUGACGAGAAUGAUUAUCAGAAUCAGAAAUCUAAGGUCAUCACUACAACAACACAAUUACCACACAGUUCGAGUCGUCCGAAUCUAUAUAAAGUUGCUUUGCAAGCGCAGAGCGCAAAUGCCGUCACCGCUGCCGUUACCCUCCCUUCACAAGCUGCGCAACGAAAAGGUGCUCAACCCACAUCGCCGACAAGGAAACCACUACCUACCAUAAGUGCAGCAUCUCGAUCGUCAUCCGAUGAGUUGGCACAAGUCGAACGGAAGUCGGUGACCCUGCUCGACCAGCCAUCUCUACCAAAACAAUUCCAUCUUGGUAUGUUUGAGAUUGGAAGACCGCUCGGAAAGGGAAAAUUCGGAAGAGUCUACCUAGCGCGGGAGCGGACGAGUGGUUAUAUCUGUGCCCUCAAAGUUUUGCACAAGAGUGAGCUGCAGCAGGGUAGGGUAGAAAAGCAAGUGCGAAGGGAAAUCGAGAUUCAGAGUAAUCUCCGGCACCCUAAUAUCCUACAGCUGUUUGGCCAUUUCCACGACAGCAAGAGAGUAUUCCUGAUCCUUGAAUUUGCCGGAAAGGGAGAAUUAUACAAGCAUCUAAGGAAGGAAAACCGCUUUCCCGAAUGGAAGGCCUCGCAAUACAUCGCACAGAUGGCGAGCGCCCUGAGAUAUCUACACCGCAAGCACGUCAUUCAUCGGGAUAUCAAGCCUGAGAACAUUCUUAUGGGUAUUCACGGCGAAAUUAAAAUCUCGGAUUUUGGCUGGAGUGUGCACGCCCCGAACAGCCGCCGACAGACCAUGUGCGGUACUCUAGACUACCUUCCACCUGAGAUGUUGAAGCCCGGUAGUUCGGACAACUACUACGACGAGAAGGUUGAUCUCUGGAGUUUGGGUGUCUUGACGUACGAGUUUCUGGUGGGAGAGGCGCCAUUCGAGGAUACACCGGUGAUGACACAGAGGAGAAUUGCGAAGGCAGAUAUGACUAUCCCUUCGUUCGUCAGCCCCGAAGCAAGGGACCUUAUUAAAAGACUGCUGGUUCUCGACCCCGAUAAGAGAAUUCCUCUGGAAGCAGUUCAGACACACCCUUGGAUUAUGAAGCACUGCGGCAAAGGAAAGCAAGCUGCUAAUAGGGAAAGGUCGCACUGACGAAUUAUUUAAUUAUGAAUAAUGGAAUGGACCAUGCUUCACUUGUACAUUUUACUGGAGGACACAGCUGGCGUUCGUUUAGGGAUAUUGGUAUAUCUGGUUAGGGGGGACUUGCAUCAAUGGGGCGUAGGCGUCA
Hypoxylon trugodes is the source of this 1449-nucleotide messenger RNA. Its product is annotated as kinase-like protein. Gene Ontology annotation, cellular component: spindle midzone; spindle microtubule; chromosome passenger complex. The record is from RefSeq and is a predicted model, not a curated record. Gene Ontology annotation, molecular function: protein kinase activity; ATP binding. Bases 135 to 1313 code for a protein of 392 amino acids. The transcript is spliced from 3 exons. Gene Ontology annotation, biological process: protein phosphorylation; regulation of cytokinesis; mitotic spindle organization. NCBI's taxonomy places the organism in Eukaryota, Fungi, Ascomycota, Sordariomycetes, Xylariales, Hypoxylaceae.